This is a messenger RNA of Dentiscutata erythropus, 1104 nucleotides long. Lineage: Eukaryota; Fungi; Glomeromycota; Glomeromycetes; Diversisporales; Gigasporaceae. The record is from the annotation of a GenBank genome assembly.
AUGGAAGACAGCAUUAAUGACUUUGAGUUUGUUACUGGCAGUACUGCACACCUUACUGUCCCUGAUUCGCUUGGUAUUUAUAACAUUAAUCAAGUCGAACCUUAUAGCGACAAUACCUCUGUGUGUCCUAUCCCACCAGGCUCUCCCGCUUAUUCUUCCUCUAUGGCUAGUUCACCGAGAGAGUAUUCUCCGAAUCUUGUAAACGGUUCCCAAAAUGGCUUUCCGUUUCCUUAUCGUGAUGAUCCUGAGGAGGCUUCAACUCCUCAACUGUUAUAUACUUCUUUCGAUGGACCCAUUGACACAAAUAAUGGCAAAUGCCCGAUAGGCAAUGAAGAAGAUAAUGAUUAUCAUUCUAAUACAUCUUCAAAACGAUAUGCAAGAAAAUUAUUGAUUGCCACAGUAAUAUCAUCAUUCUUUUUUUCCUUGGAACUUUUCGGUGGUUGGAUUGCUGGGAGUUUGGCUCUGCUGAGUGAUUCGUUUCAUUUAUUAAGUGACAUAAUAAGUUUUGCUAUAUCACUUUUAUCUAUAUACCUUGCCCAGAAACCUGCUACUAGAUCACACUCGUAUGGCUAUCAUCGCGCUGAAAUUUUGGGUGCUCUUGCUUCGAUUCUUCUCAUAUGGAUUCUUACCGGAUAUUUAUGCGUUGAAGCCUAUGAUCGAAUACAAAAUCCAACAGAAGUGGAUGGUCCAACAAUGUGUAUUAUUGCUUCUAUAGCAGCUGUGCUUCAUGUUUUGGGCGAUCUUAUCUCAUCAUUAGGUGUUCUAAUUUCAUCAAUAGUAAUUACAAUUGAUUCAACUAAAUCAUGGGUUGAUCCGUUGUGUACAUUUUUCUUUUCUGCUCUCGUUAUGUUUUCAACGGUUGGAAUAUUGCGAAGUAGCUUAAGAGUUUUAAUGGAGGCUACUCCGUUACAUAUCGACGCAAAUGCUGUAAGGAGUGACUUAGAGAAUAUCCCUGGUACAACUCUCACUGCUCAUCUUCAGCUUCACCCAUAUGAUCCUGACACUCAAGAAGAACCGUUAAGGCCCACUGAUAUAUUAGCAAAAGCUAGGCAUAUGUUGAAAAAAGAAUAUGGUAUCCUCCAGGUGACUAUUCAAGUCGAAUAA